This is a messenger RNA of Meloidogyne enterolobii, 1734 nucleotides long. NCBI's taxonomy places the organism in Eukaryota, Metazoa, Nematoda, Chromadorea, Rhabditida, Meloidogynidae. The record is from the annotation of a GenBank genome assembly.
AUGUCUGGGAAAUCUUUAGAAGAGCGUUAUAUGCAUUUGGCUAGAGCCGAAGAAAUGAUUUUAAAACAAGACAAUUCUUCAGUUCUCGACAAUUUUUUGGAUGAAAUGGUUCAAUUUAUUCAUGAAAAGGAACAGAAAAUUCGUUGUUUUGCUAUUACUUUUAUUGAAAAGGCUUGUAAAAAAGACCCUGAAGUUUUUAAAAGAGCAAUAGCAACACUUAGUUGGGCAUUGACUGAUCAGUCUGGAGGUGUUAUUAUACAGAAAAAGGCAAUAAAUACGUGUACCCAACUUUAUCCUGUUCUUCUCCGCUGGGCCUCACAAAAACGUUCAACAGAUGAUGAAGCAAAAAAUUGUUGGGAAACAUUUUCGAUGCUUAAAAAUAAAAUAAUGCAAACUGUUGACUCUGAAAAUGAAGGAAUAAAAACUAUGGCCUUUAAAUUUCUUGAAAUGCUCAUAAUUUGUCAAUUGCCUAAAACUGAAUUCAGUGAAACUCCAAGAACAUCCAAUCAACAAAUUAGUUUGGACGAAAUUGGGCGUGAUUCAUUCAUUUCUUGGCGCCAAUUACAAUCAGAAGCAAUUAAAAGUUUUAAUUCAUUAAUUGAACAUAUGGCUUCUACUCACAUUACUUCACUUAAUUUAGUUACAGCAAUAUCCUCAACUUGUAAUAUAGCAAGGCAAAGACCUGAAAAAAUGGCUGAUGUUGUCAGCGCUUUAGAACAACUUCAUCUAAAUUUACCUCCAACAUUGGGAACUAGUCAAGUUAAAAGUGUGAGAAAAGAACUUAAAAUGCAUUUAUUGAGAAUGAUGAAGCAUCCUGGAAGUUUUACUUUACAUAAUUUACAUGCAAGAAUGAAGCAACUUUUGAUAGAAUUAGGCGCAACUCCAUCAGAAAUUCAAAAAGCAAUGCCUGGUCCAAACGAAAUUGAUGCAGCUCUAAAAAGAAGACUUGCAGCUGCAACAGCAGCUAGAAAACUACAACAAACUGAAUCUGGAACAGAUGAGAAACCAUCUAGAAAAAAGCCGCAUAGCGGUGAAAAGUUGUCAGAUUCGCUUCAAGAUGAGGAUUUGGAUUUGAGGGAUACAAAGAGACUCAAGUUGGGAGAGGAUGAAGAUUAUGAUGAUGGAACUAUUGAUCUUUAUAGACAAUUGGAUGACCCUGAUUCUGCCAGUGCUGCUACUCAAAAGGCUAUUGACAUAACUACAGAAUUUGUAUUGGAAAGGCUGUCGAUUUCUGUUGUCUCCAAGCUUGUGAUAAUUAGCCUUUACACCCUUCCUGACGAAAUGCCUCCAGCGUUUGCUAGCAGCUAUACUCCAAUAGAUGAAGUUGGAAGUGAGGCACAAAAGCGUCAUCUUGCAAGAAUGAUGGCUAUUCAGAUGACUAGAGAAGGAGAGGGGCCGGGUGUUGAAUAUAUUAAAGCAGAAAAACAAAAACAAUUUGUUGAAAAACAAUCGGCUGCUAGGUCGUCUGAAGUUAUUGAUAAGGAGAAGUCCAAUGAUGAAACUAAAAAGGUUAUCGAUGAGGGAACUACAUCUUCACUCGUACAAACUGCUCAGGUUUUGGAUUUUACUCAACUAUUUUUCCUCGUUUUUAUGAGAAUUAGGGUUGUGGUUUUCGAGUCAGGCCGACGUUCGAGUCGUUUUUUGGGCCAGUUCUACCAAGUCUUUUUGGGGCUCCACCGGACCGGUCACCCAACUUUAAUGAGAAUACAAGAGAAUCAUGAACCUUGUGAAUAG